This is a messenger RNA of Cimex lectularius (bed bug), 872 nucleotides long. RefSeq lists its product as uncharacterized. Gene Ontology annotation, biological process: tetrahydrobiopterin biosynthetic process. The transcript has 4 exons. The coding region runs from base 16 to 693 and encodes 225 amino acids. The record is from RefSeq and is a predicted model, not a curated record. NCBI's taxonomy places the organism in Eukaryota, Metazoa, Arthropoda, Insecta, Hemiptera, Cimicidae. Gene Ontology annotation, molecular function: 4-alpha-hydroxytetrahydrobiopterin dehydratase activity.
UUUGUCUUUGGGUAAAUGCUAAAUAGGUUAAACAUAAAAGCUCAAGAGAUUAGAGAAGUAUGUGUUCGUUCGGCGACGAAUGUUGGAUUGAAGUUUUUAAUUUUGUGGAGUAGAUUAGUAGUCAUUUUAUCGCUGUUAAUUAUCUUUAUAAGAUUAAGUGUUUUGGUCGUAUUUAAUCGAAAAGGUUUAAGGCACAGGACUGUCUUGACCUGGGAGUGGAACCAGCAACCUUCGCGAAGGAUAUCAAGGCUAUUGGUAGGGAUGUCGAUAACGAUCCUUGGUAGUCGGUCCUUCUCGGCUCUCUCGACGUCCAUUCUCGGCCGGACGCUAAACCCAUUUUCUUCCGCUUACGUUCGACACUUCGCUGACAAAAAACCAAAGAGAAAAAUGGUCAGGCCAGUGAAAUUAACUGGUGAGGACAGAGAGAAUAAGCUGCAGACGCUCCAAAACAACGGAUGGACCCUCCACGAAAGUCGAGAUGCUAUUUGUAAAACCUUUAAAUUUAAAAAUUUUGUUGAGGCGUUUGACUUCAUGAAAGCUGUCGCUGGUCCUGCUGAAGAAAUGGAUCACCAUCCAGAAUGGUUUAAUGUCUACAACAGAGUUGAUAUAACUUUGAGCACUCACGAUUGCAAUGGACUUAGUGAAAACGAUGUUAAAUUAGCAUCAGUAAUUGAUUCAUUGAACAAAAAAUAAAUAUCUGUAUAGAUUUAAAAUAUAUUUGGACCAUAUGACAAUAAUGUAAUACAAAUAUAUUAUCCAGUAGGUUUUGUUUUCUUGUCCUCAUUUCAGAAUUUAAUAAUGGAACUUUUCUCUUAUAUUACAUGCAUAUUUUGUUAUGUCCUUUGUUUUAAAUAUAGUGGGUAAAAAAAUUA